Messenger RNA from Mercurialis annua (annual mercury), 1381 nucleotides. RefSeq names its product putative DNA glycosylase At3g47830. Bases 69 to 986 code for a protein of 305 amino acids. The record is from RefSeq and is a predicted model, not a curated record. The transcript has 4 exons. Gene Ontology annotation, biological process: base-excision repair. NCBI's taxonomy places the organism in Eukaryota, Viridiplantae, Streptophyta, Magnoliopsida, Malpighiales, Euphorbiaceae. Gene Ontology annotation, molecular function: catalytic activity.
UUUUCACCUUUCCCUUCAUAUCAUAAUUUCCUGCCAGCCUCGUUCAAUUUAUCUCAAGCGAAAAAACAAUGCAAAAAAGGGACAGAAAAAGAAAGCUAAAAUCAACCAAACCUGAAACCAAACCAAAAAAAUCAGCCAAAAUCAACAAUGCCAACAUCAUAAUCAAACAAGACCCGUACCCAACUCACCCACGACCCACACCCGAAGAAUGCAGAGCUAUACGAGACUCUCUCUUGGCUUUUCAUGGCUUCCCUCAAGAGUUUGCUAAGUAUCGCAAACACAGACUUAAUUUACUUCCACAUGAACUUGCUGUCGAUGAUGAUGGUGCUAAAUCAGAGCCGUUGGAUAAUGCAAAAGCAGAAAGCGUUUUGGACGGUCUGGUUAAAACUGUGCUGUCACAGAACACUACUGAGGUUAAUUCCCAAAGGGCUUUUGAUAAUUUAAAAUCUGAUUUUCCUACUUGGGAACAUGUACUGGCAGCUGAAUUGAAAUGCAUUGAGAAUGCUAUAAGAUGUGGAGGUUUAGCUCCUACAAAGGCUUCUUGCAUUAAGAACAUGCUGAAUUGUUUGAUGGAGAAAAAUGGUAAACUUUGUUUGGAGUAUCUUCGAGAUAUGUCAGUUGAUGAAAUUAAAUCUGAGCUUUCUCAUUUCAAAGGAAUUGGGCCGAAAACGGUAGCUUGUGUUUUGAUGUUCCAUCUUCAGCAAGAUGAUUUCCCAGUGGACACCCAUGUUUUUGAGAUUGCAAAGACCUUAGGUUGGGUUCCUCAAGCGGCAGACAGGAAUAAGACAUACCUUCAUCUCAACCAACGAAUUCCAAAUGAGCUCAAAUUCGACUUGAAUUGUCUUCUAUACACACAUGGUAAGCUUUGCCGUAAAUGUAUUACGAAAGGGAGCAACCAAAGUGGAAAGGAAUCCCAUGAUGAUUCCUGCCCUUUAUUAAAUUACUGCCGUAACUUCAAUAUUAAAACUAGUGAUGAAUUAAAUUAACAAUAUUCUAUAAUGAAAGUCUCAUGUGAUCCUGUUCCUUUUUUCCCUUAAAGAAAAGCAGCGCCUUCCUGUUAACAGUAUCAACCUUCAUCCUAAAAAAAAAACAUACUGUCCAGGUUUUUAGUAUUUCUUAGGUUAUAUGUAUAUAGCAAGAAAGAGGGAGUGGCUGUCAAUUAGAUGCUGUUUUUGGUGGAAAUCGUUAUGAGAAAAGCAUAAUCAAAUAGUAUCGACCUUCAUCCUUUCCCAAACGCACUAAAGUGUAUUGUGCAACUAUCGAGCACAAAUUUUUGACAGUGAAUGUAAUUUUAUGAGCUAAAGACUUGAAUUAGCCUGUAAAUGUAUGCUUAUCAGUCUUAAAACAUUGUGUUUUCAUUCUGUGAAAACAUUUUACAAGA